UCCCGGAAGAGAGAAAUGUUUGGGUUGUUCAACGGACGUGCCGGGUAAACAGUUCUGAAAACAUCUUUAAAAAUAAAUAUCGGACGGCGUUUGUAGAGAAACCUGACGACGUGCGGAUUGUUUUCCCUUUUAAGGUCGGUGCGCACUUUAGCUUGUCUCAUGGCGCCGCCGAGAAAGAACACUUUACCCAAACCACUCCCGGACGGUUUCAUACUGACCGACACCGAGAAGAAGAGAUGGAGGCUGGGGAAAAUCAUCGGUCAAGGUGGCUUUGGACUGAUCUAUCUCGCCUCCCAGGACGUAGACAGACCUGUUGCUGGAGACACCGACUUCGUCAUAAAAGUGGAGUACCAGGACAACGGCCCCCUGUUCUCGGAGCUCAAGUUCUACCAGAGGGCAGCCAAACCGGAGAGCAUGGAAAAAUGGAAGAGAGGAAGGAAACUGGACUUCCUGGGCAUCCCGACCUACUGGGGAUCAGGACUGGCCGAAUAUAAAGACCUAAGGUAUCGUUUCAUGGCCAUCGACCGUCUAGACAGCGACCUUCAGAAGUUCUGCGAUCGCAACGGAGGCCGUCUGAAGAAGGCCACCGUGCUGCAGCUCGGCCAGAGACUGGUGGACGUGCUGGAGUAUAUUCAUGAGAAUGAAUACGUCCAUUCAGACAUUAAAGCGGCAAACCUUAUGCUCGGCUAUAGAGACCCUGAACAGGUCUACCUCGCCGACUACGGCCUCUCCUACAGAUACUGCCCCAACAGAGUUCACAAAGACUACAAGGAAAACCCCAAAAAGGGCCACAACGGGACCAUCGAGUACACCAGCAUCGAUGCCCACAAAGGAAUCACUCCAUCCAGACGUAGCGACCUCCAGAUUUUGGGUUUCUGUCUUCUUCACUGGUUAUGUGGCUCCCUGCCCUGGGACAAGGUCCUCAGGAAUCCAACCCAGGUCCAGGAGGCCAAGGCCAGACUGAUGGAUAAUCUGCCAGACUCCGUCCAGCAGCUGUCGCUGAGCGGAGCCAGCACAGACGAGGUGGCCGAACUCCUCCUUUACGUGAGAACCCUGGACUACCAAGAUAAGCCCGACUACCAGUUCCUCAAAGGCCUGCUGGCCAGCGGCGGCAGGGGGAAGCUCGACUUCUCCCACCCUCAGGGACCCGCGGGGGGGCCACACCCCCACAACGUGGAUCCUGACACCAGGGACAAGAAAACGGGACGAGUCAAGGGUCCGACCAGAGCCGAGGCUUCGCCCGCAGACGUAGAUGACGACAAACAGGAGGGGAUCAAGUCCAGACCGAGACCAGGCCACUCCACCAGAGGACCACGGUCCUCCAAACCUCAGAAGGAAGAAGUUGUUCCCAGGAGAACCCCGAGGCCCCGUCCUGCCCCCGUGAACACCUAUGAGGAAGACGAAAGUGAAGAAGACGACGAAGAGGACGACGAAGAGGACGUGAGGCCCAGAGCUGUUCCUGCUCGUUACAUCAGAGGUCCUCCCAUCAGCCCCAGAGCUCCACACAGACAGAAGGAAGACGCUGUUCAGAGGAGAGGCCUGAGGCCCCGGUCUGACCCCGCACACGCUUACAAAGAACAUGAAAGUGAAGAAGAGGACGACGAAGAGGACGACGAAGAGGACGCGAGGCCCCAACCUGUACCUGCUUGUUACAUCAGAGGUCCUCCCAUCAGCCCUAGAGCUCAACACAAACAGAACCCUAGACCCCAGUGGUACGGUGGGAACGCGGGUGAGCCAACAGCGAGUCUGGAGAGGCGUCGAGUCCACGCGGCAAACCUUAAAACGCGGGGGGACUACCUGGGCCGGGAGGAGGAAGCUCCGCCCCUCCGGAGAGAAGACCACGUCCAGGAGCAUCUCUGCAGCUUCAGGGAAAGGAAACCUGGUCCCACGUGGAGAAACACUCCCGUGUCCUGGUUGGUGGUUUUGGGCGUCACCUUCUUGCUGGGCGCCCUUUUCGGACAGAGCACGUUUAAACAGAAAGGUUAAUCCACCGGGAACACGCCGCCAUCGCCGCCGCCGACUCUUCUCUCCUCAGGACCUCUGAGCCGCCAUCUUCACCGUGAUGGGCUGAAACAGAAGGAGAAGAGAUGGUUCUAUUAAAUGCUCCGAGGUCCAAAGAAAAAGAUCGAAUCACAAACCAAAGCGUCGCUGAUUAAGAGACGUACCUUGCUGCAGUACGGACACUCUCCAAAAACGAUGCUGAAGCUCUGUCUGCUGGAGGGAAGCGCCCGGAGCCACUGGAGCCAAAACACACCAUCAUUACUAGGUCUGAAGAUACAUCCAGCAUCAUCCUGAACCUUUAAGGGCUUUAAGUUCUUUCUCUGAGGCUGUAAACUGCCAGUGAAUACGUCUUAUUUCAUGUCCUCUGGUCCAACCAUCACAAAGCUCUGGCUCUUUGACUGAAACACAACAUGUAGCACAACACUUUUAUCCUAAUAAAUGUUUUUGCACGCUU
This is a messenger RNA of Mugil cephalus (flathead mullet), 2455 nucleotides long. Its product is annotated as serine/threonine-protein kinase VRK1-like. The transcript has 15 exons. Gene Ontology annotation, molecular function: ATP binding; protein serine/threonine kinase activity. Gene Ontology annotation, biological process: peptidyl-serine phosphorylation; signal transduction. Bases 160 to 1986 code for a protein of 608 amino acids. The record is from RefSeq and is a predicted model, not a curated record. NCBI's taxonomy places the organism in Eukaryota, Metazoa, Chordata, Actinopteri, Mugiliformes, Mugilidae. Gene Ontology annotation, cellular component: cytoplasm; nucleus.